AUGAAUAAUCCAAUUAAUGUUAGAAACAGUACAGAGGAAAGCAACUUGCAUGAAGACAAUGAAAAUAGUGUAUAUGAGAAAAAGAAAAACUUCUUUGAAGUGUACAAAAAAUAUUAUUUUAUAGAAAUGACAGAAUAUCAUAAGAGCAGAGAAAAUUGCACUAACAAUUUUUUAAACUUUCUCGAAAGAAUAAUUGAAAAAAUGAUAGAAGCAUUAAAACAUGGAACAUAUAAUAUUAACAAUUUAAAUAAAUUUUUUAGGGAAUUCCUAAAAAAUGACACAGUGUAUUAUAAUAGAACCAUGUCCUUAGGAAAUACAAGAAUAAAUAAUUUGACGCAAAGUUUUUUAAAUAUUCCAGAUGAUGAAUUCAUCAAUAAUCAAAUGGAAAAAGUAGGAGAAAACCAAACUGUGUCUAUUUCAUCCGAAGACAAAAUAACCAAAUUGUCUAAUCGCAAUGUUGGUCAUGAUCAUAUGAACAUGGAUGAGAAAAAGGAAAAAGGAAAUGCAGUUUCAUGGAAUGGCACAGGGAAGAAGCAGAAAGAGGGUAAAAAUAUGAAAAAAAAAAAGAAAGGAAAAGCAAAAGCAAAAGCAAAAGAAGAAGAAGAUGAUGACGAUGAUGAUAAUGAUGAUGAAAAUGGAGAGAAGGAAGAGGAAGAAAUCGUCAAACAAAAAGAACAAAUCGCUUGUAGCUCCACUCAAGGUUAUUCCCAGAAAUGUGAUCCGAAUAAACCUUUUUUAAAUAAAAACAGUUGGAGUAGCACAUCAAACAGAAUUCAGGAAAUUGCAGACCGUGUUAUCGACGUGAGCUCAUAUAUGUGCAACCUGAACCACAACGUCAUAGAUGAAUGGAUUCAGUACGGGUUCAUGAACUACACGAAGAUUAUGAAAAGCAUGAAGAUAAGUUGUGAUGUAAUAGAUAACAAAAUAAAUCAAAAAAUGUUAAUUAUGCUGAGAGAUAGUUAUAUGAAAGAACAAGAAAAUUUAAUAGAAAUAAUGAAAAAGAAAAAAAAUGAUUUCCUUAAACAGUUAGAUGUAUGUAAAAUUUAUUGGAAAUAUUUUGAAAAUAGCUAUUCAAAUUCAGAAAAAAUAAGAUCAGAUGGAAUAAAGGAUAGCAAAAAAAUAAAAUGUUCAUGGUUAUGUCAAAGAAAAUAUUUAAAAAAUGUAAAAGAUUUAUUAAAAAUACAAAAUGAAUAUUUAGACAUUAUAUACACAAGUGUAAAAACAUUUUUUCAAUUAAUUGAAUGGAAAAAAAAUACAGUUCGUGACAUUUUAUGUUCAUAUAUACUUUUAUAUAAACGUUUUCUAAAUUUCUAUUUAAAUAAUAUGAAUAUUUUAUAUGAUUCUAUUUUAUUAGAAAAAAGCAUAGAUACAGCACAGUUUCAGAAUCUAUCCUCUGUGAGCAUGAUAGAUGAUGAAGAUUUAAUCAAAAAAAUUUCCCCUUUUCAAUUUAAUGAUAAUUGUGAUACCAUACCACAAUUAAACAAUGCAUUAAGUUUAAUUAAUUCUUCUAUCAUAUUUUAUAACAGCGAAAUUAAUGUCAAAUCAAUACUUUGUUUAUUCUGUUCAAAUAUCAAAGGUCAUCUAACGAGUGUUGGUUUUUUUAACAAAUGUAUUGAGGGUGUAAUAGUCAUCACCUGGGAUAGAUAUAUUCAUUUUUUCGCAGAUCCUGAGGAUGCUUCUCCUCAAUGGUCUUACUAUAUGGAUGACAUCGAAUUUAAGCUUGUCAAAUGUAAAAGUGAUUCAAAAAAGAAUUCAGUAGAUCAUCACAAGAGACACAUCGAUUGUGCAGCUGACCCAACAGAUGCAGCUGAUGCUACUAGUGGGGACGUAGAUCCAAACCACAACAGGGGAAUGUACAGAUCGAAUAAUAAACAAGAAAGUAAUAACUCUAAAGAAAAAAAUACAACAGGUAAGACCACAUCACUAUCCAACUCCUUAUCCUCUGCGAACACGUCACCAACAGUUGCCUCAUUCAACAAGAAUGGCCAUCCUCAUUCAAGUUCCAAAGUUGUGAAGGAGGAUCAUUUUGAGAAUUCUUCCACUGUUCAAUCUAAUAAUAAUGAAGAAGAUGAUGUGGAAAUUCAAAUGAAAGAUAAAAAAAAAACGCUCCUCAUUAGUGGGUGGUCUUUCACAUUCAAAUGUCCAACUGUAUAUUUAACAAAUGUCUUUUACGAAUUAUUAGAUAACCAUUUGUGCUCAAAAUAUUUUGAAGAUGAAAAUGUCUUUUCAAAGUUCACAAAUAUUAUUUCUAGUGGCCAUGUUAAAAAUGAUUUACUAUUUUCUCAUGAAAUGGCUUCUUUUUACAAUACAUAUUUGGAAGAAAUUCCUCAAGACAUGAGAGAUAAAUCCGUUCUUAAAAGCAAAAUAGUCAAAAUGCAAAAUCAAAAUUUCACAAGGGAGCGCCUAUCUGUAUCUGAUCAAGGCGAAAAGGAGAAUAUACGACAAAGUUAUUUUGCAAAAAUGGACAACAAUGAAGAUAAUGGAAAUGGUGAAAAUGAUGAAAAUGGUGAAAAUAGCGAAAAUGGUGAAAAUAAUGAAAAUGGUGAAAAUAGCGAAAAUGGUGAAAAUGAUGAAAAUGGUGAAAAUAACGAAAAUGGUGAAAAUGAUGAAAAUGGUGAAAAUAGCGAAAAUGGUGAAAAUGAUGAAAAUGGUGAAAAUAGCGAAAAUGGUGAAAAUGAUGAAAAUGGUGAAAAUAGCGAAAAUGGUGAAAAUGAUGAAAAUGGUGAAAAUAGCGAAAAUGGUAAAAAUAGCGAAAAUAGCGAAAAUGGUGAAAAUAGCGAAAAUGGUGAAAAUGAUGAAAAUGGUGAAAAUAACGAAAAUAGCGAAAAAAAUAAAAAAAAAUCACAACAAAAAAAUCUCGUUAAGGCCUUUCAAAAGAAGAAAAAUGAGCUAACGAACAAUACUAAAGAAGACAAAAAGGAAAGUAUAACUACAAAUGAUUACCCAAGGGGAGAGAAACGACACGACAAACCACAUCCAUUAGGGGCGAAACAUAAAAGUGACGUGGAAUCUAACAAACAUAAGAACAAAAAUAUGAACAUUAAGAAAAAAAAGCCACAACAAGACACAUAG
Messenger RNA from Plasmodium gonderi, 3072 nucleotides. RefSeq lists its product as hypothetical. Bases 1 to 3072 code for a protein of 1023 amino acids. The transcript has a single exon. Lineage: Eukaryota; Apicomplexa; Aconoidasida; Haemosporida; Plasmodiidae. The record is from RefSeq and is a predicted model, not a curated record.